This is a messenger RNA of Diaporthe batatas, 654 nucleotides long. RefSeq lists its product as uncharacterized. Lineage: Eukaryota; Fungi; Ascomycota; Sordariomycetes; Diaporthales; Diaporthaceae. The coding region runs from base 1 to 654 and encodes 217 amino acids. The transcript is spliced from 3 exons. The record is from RefSeq and is a predicted model, not a curated record.
AUGUCCGGCUCUGGAGGCAGUGGCUCAAGCUCGCAGCCUUUGGAUUUGGAUGAUGAUGUUGUGGAAGAGUUACGCAGGAGUUACAGCUAUUAUGAGUACUUUCACAGGGGCCAGGCUACCCAAUGGAUUGAAUUCGAGCGGGGGUUCGGUGCUGCCUUUGUAAAGGAAUGGGCGGAACUGCCUGUCCCGAGGAGAUCAAAUGUAUCGGACAUCAACAUUCCGGCGAACGUCCAGCGUAAGCCUUAUAACAAGCUUCCGCUGUUUGAUGGAGAUGGAGAUGAAGAUGAAGAUGACGAUGAAGCACGUGAACGGCAAGCCGCUCGACAGCGAGAAAUUCAAGCUCUGCAAGAUGGAACACAUCCCACGACUCAGGCCUUGAAUCCACUCCGUAUGCGGUUUCUCAAAUUACUGGGCGCUGGGUCGCAAGGAACAGCAGCCCUCUUUGAGAUAACAGAGGAAAACAACCAAGCCCGAAAGAUCGUGGCCAAGUACAGCACACCGAAAAGUGAUGAAGAGACAUCAACAAGCAUGGAUCUGACAGAAGAGAAGGGACGUCUCAAAGUAAGUCAAGGGAGAGAUGCUGGUAGCCACGCUGAAACAGAUGGAUGGGCAAGCAUCAUGUCGGCUCGGCUCAUACCAGCCCUGCUCUACUAG